Clonostachys rhizophaga is the source of this 693-nucleotide messenger RNA. NCBI's taxonomy places the organism in Eukaryota, Fungi, Ascomycota, Sordariomycetes, Hypocreales, Bionectriaceae. The record is from the annotation of a GenBank genome assembly.
AUGCGUCCCGCCGUCCUCGCUCUCUCCAUGCUGGCUGCCAACGCCGCAGCCUGGCGAUGGUCUUCCCAGCAGUGCUCUGCUGAGACUGUCACCGUCACCGUCACGGCCCCCGCUGCCCCCGCCACCACCUCGGCUGCCAUCGUUACCAUCUCCAGCGCCGAGCAGGUCCAGGCCUCCACCCUCGUGACCAAGAAGUCCACCUCCGCCGUCGCCGUUCCCGUCACCACCACCGCUGCCGCUGCCCAGCCCACCUCUGGUACUGGCUCUGGCAGCCUGACCACCGACCAGCAGGCCGCCCUCGACGCACACAACGCAGCCCGUGCCGAGGUUGGCGUCUCCAACCUGGCCUGGGACUCCAGCCUCCUCGCCGAUGCUCAGGCUUACGCUGAGAAGCUUGCUGCUAGCGGCAACCUGGUUCACUCUGGCGUCUCCGGCCUCGGCGAGAACCUGUACAUGCAGUCUAACACCGACAACGCUCUCGUCAACGCUGCCAACGCCUUCAUCUCCGAGAAGAGCAGCUACAACGGCGAGGUGAUCGACUCAUCCAACUACAUGACCUUCGGCCACUACACCCAAGUUGUCUGGUCGUCUACCACCAAGGUUGCCCUUGCCUCUGCCAAGGGAUCCAAGGGAACCUUCGUCGUCGCCCGCUACUCUCCUCCCGGCAACUACAUCGGCCAGAAGCCUUACUAG